Molecule: messenger RNA, 384 nt
Organism: Malaya genurostris
Lineage: Eukaryota; Metazoa; Arthropoda; Insecta; Diptera; Culicidae
Product: cuticle protein 19-like
Exons: 2
Coding region: 1-384 (127 amino acids)
Cellular component (GO): extracellular matrix
Source: RefSeq, a predicted model, not a curated record
AUGUUCCGAUUCAUCUUUGUUCUGACUCUGGCAGUUAUCGUCGCUGCUAAGAUUCACGAAGAACAUUACGCUCACCCGAAGUAUAAAUUUGAAUAUGGAGUGAAAGAUUUCCACACCGGUGAUAACAAGGAUCAGUGGGAGCAUCGGGAUGGGGAUGUAGUCAAAGGCCAGUACACCGUGUACGAGUCGGAUGGUACCAAAAGAAUCGUGGAGUACAGUUCCGACAAGCAUCAUGGAUUCCAGGCUCACGUGAAACGAGUGGGACAUGCCGAACAUCCGAAAAUCUACGGUCACCAGGAAGAUGGUCAUGCCCAUCAAACCGUGGAAAAUCAUGAUCACAGUCAUGCCAGUAGCUAUGCUAAUCUAUAUCAGCAUCAUCUAUGA